AUGGUUGAUAGACUCAACCCGGCGCGUGCCUUGCGGGUAGCCGAGAUCAUCAACGACUACCGAACCCUCCUUGUGCAUAUCGCUCGGCACAGUGUGCAGACCCCAACGGAAGAUGGCCACGAGGAAACGUGCAAAGAGAUUAGGGAAGGCCUGGCUGCUGCACAGGCACUGUUAGCCGCCAACUACAACCCCAGCGUGGAAUCUACCCAGUCCAACACGGAGACGGAAAAGGCCGAACUGAAGAGGACCAUCCUCGACGCAAGUGCCCGUCGAUUUCAAGCGCACCGCAUCUACCUCCGGGUGGCAGUCGCCACAAGAUGCGCUCUCGCCCGGCAAAAUAUCCUACAGGAAGGACGGCCAGGGAUAGAGCAGACAGCUUCUCUUGACGCCGUGGCCAAUACGUUCCGACAGGAAAUGGCACGAGUGACGGAUCAGUACGUCGUGGACGAUCUGCGGACCGCGGACACGCGGGCAGGAUACUGGACUGAAGAAGAUCCAUCACUAUCGGAGGUCAUUGACUGGAUUCACCAUCACUUGUAG
Molecule: messenger RNA, 540 nt
Organism: Aspergillus pseudotamarii
Lineage: Eukaryota; Fungi; Ascomycota; Eurotiomycetes; Eurotiales; Aspergillaceae
Exons: 4
Coding region: 1-540 (179 amino acids)
Source: RefSeq, a predicted model, not a curated record